Messenger RNA from Hyphopichia burtonii NRRL Y-1933, 677 nucleotides. RefSeq lists its product as uncharacterized. Bases 128 to 484 code for a protein of 118 amino acids. The record is from RefSeq and is a predicted model, not a curated record. Lineage: Eukaryota; Fungi; Ascomycota; Pichiomycetes; Serinales; Debaryomycetaceae. The transcript has a single exon.
UUUCCUGGGGUAUCCUUUUAGCAUGGGUGCUAGUCCGUCUCCGAACUUAACUCCAUCGCCUGCUGGGUAAGGUGACUCAAUUCCCCUCGAGGAAAACCUCGGAAACAAUCCGCCAAUUUGCAGUCAGAUGAGUCGCACUGCUGUCCCGGUAACAAGGGUGAGGGCCCACAAUUAUCCGAAAACCCACCAAACGGUGCUGAGUGGUUGCAGCAGUGGUGUUAGUUUAGUCCGCCGGACAGAACCGGAACCACCUCCCAAACGACUGAUCUUGUUGAGGGUUGUACGUCUUGUAUCUCUUGGGCGUAUUAUCCACGUCUUGUCUACCCAUUGUAUCUCUUGUGCUGAGGAGAUGGUGGCCGGUGGUCCAAGAUGGACGGUGUUGGAGAUGGUGAUGUUGAGUAGAUGGUGGAGAUGUUCUCCUCAUACCGUUGGUUUUCGGAGCACGGAGUACCUUUAUCAGUUUGAUUUUUUGCUUUGUGACUGAUGAGAUCCUUCUAUCCGGCAAGCUUCCUUAUUCCCCUCCUUUGCCAGAGGGUAAUCAUAAGCGACGUCAGACGAUAAAAUACUUCACUUAUCAAAGCAUUGGAUACCUCCAGGGAACUAAUCCAGCACCAGUACGUAUACGAAUCCAGUGCUUAUACGUAUACCAACACAGUAGACUAGAGUACACACGGGCU